AUGCCAGCGGCUUUAUGUCUCGUUCGUGUUGGCUUCUGCAGCGAGCCAGGGCAGCACCUUAUUGUUGAGCCGUUCGACACCUUGUUCGCAGCGCCGCUCCUUGCCCAAGUCCCUUUCCUCCUCUCUAUUCUCCUCUUUACACUGUCAGCAUCGUCGCCACCCAAUAUUCUUUCAUUACCGACACAAGUUCCUCGAGACUCCCACGGUAAAGUGCUGCCGACCGCCUCCCCAAACACAACGACCAACAGGCUCCACGACAAGUCGACUUGUUCAGCAACCAAGCGAAACCCACAAAUAUAUACACAAUACUAG
Messenger RNA from Fusarium mangiferae, 312 nucleotides. RefSeq lists its product as uncharacterized. Bases 1 to 312 code for a protein of 103 amino acids. The record is from RefSeq and is a predicted model, not a curated record. The transcript is spliced from 2 exons. NCBI's taxonomy places the organism in Eukaryota, Fungi, Ascomycota, Sordariomycetes, Hypocreales, Nectriaceae.